UAAUAAGCGUUGGUGAAGAAUGUAUCUUUCCUUCAGAGCUUCGUUCUUUGUUGCGAGAUAAACCUGCGUUAAUUUUUUACGAUGGUUUUGAGCCUUCAGGGAGAAUGCACAUAGCGCAAGGUCUGUUUAAAGCUAUAAAUGUUAAUAAAUGCAUUAAGAUGGGAAGAGGCACUUUUAUCUUCUGGGUGGCGGAUUGGUUUGCCUUAAUGAACGAUAAAUUAAAUGGCGACAUAAAUAAGAUAGAAUUAGUUGGAGAAUAUUUUAUUAAUGUUUGGAAAGCAGCCGGUAUGGACAUGUCUAAUGUCAAGUUUUUAAGGUCUUCCUCUGAAAUUUGCUUGAACGCUGAACGUUACUGGUUGCAGGUUUUGGACGUUGCUCGCUGUUUUAAUAUUAACAGAGUUCAGAAGUGUUGCCAGAUUAUGGGCCGAAAUCUGUCGGCAGCGCAAAUUCUUUAUCCCCUUAUGCAAUGCGCGGAUAUAUUUUUCUUGAGGGCUGACGUGUGCCAGCUCGGUGUCGACCAGAGGUCUCUCCUGUAG
Molecule: messenger RNA, 536 nt
Organism: Zophobas morio
Lineage: Eukaryota; Metazoa; Arthropoda; Insecta; Coleoptera; Tenebrionidae
Exons: 6
Coding region: 105-536 (143 amino acids)
Biological process (GO): tyrosyl-tRNA aminoacylation
Cellular component (GO): cytoplasm
Molecular function (GO): ATP binding; tyrosine-tRNA ligase activity
Source: RefSeq, a predicted model, not a curated record